AUGGACUUGGUUUCUUUUGCCCUCGAUGCUCAAGCUUCUUACAGCCCCGACAAGCCUCUUUUCAUCGAUGCCGAGAAUCCUUCCAUAUCGUUAAGUGCAGAUCAAACAAGAUGUUUGGUCAUGGAACUUAUCGCCGGACUUCAAGCGGCCGGGCUCCAAAAAGGUGACCCAGUCAUGGUCUGCGUACCAAACAAUUGUUUCUAUAUUCCCCUAGUACUCGCCAUCAUUGGAGCUGGCGGUGUAUUCUGCGGAACUAACCCUGCAUAUCAACUAGAUGAGCUGGUUCACCUGGCCAACAUUGCCAGUCCACGCCUCAUCAUUGCAUCGCAGGAUGUCCUCACUACGGUGAUUAAGAUGUGCAAAUUCAAAGGCAUAGCAAACGAGCGCAUUUAUGUCCUCGAUGACCUUUUCUUGCAGUCAUCAACUCCAAAAGACUCCUUCACCGAGGCCAUCGAUGAACUUGUCAGUGAUAGAGAUUACUAUGCUUCCAUCAAGCUGGCAAGCGACCUCAGAACCCACGGCAUCGCAUCAUGGCAGACAUUGCCUGAUGAAGAGGCAGCAAAGAAUACACCUGCCAUUUAUUUUGCCACCUCUGGCACAACAGGCCUACCGAAACUCGCCAGCCUGUCCCACUAUGCCCUGAUUGCCCAGCACCAAAGUCUCUACGCCAGCGUACCAUAUGAAGUGACACGGCUGGCCUGCCUUCCACUAUUUCACAUUUUCGGAGUCGCCUGGGCUCUCUUAUCGCCGCUUCGCUACGGAGAAUCAUUAUACAUCAUGGCGAGGUUUAACCUCAAGGAAUAUGUCUCCAACAUUCACAAAUAUGCCAUCACAGAGACUUACAUGGCCCCUCCCAUGGUGCAUGCCGUGAACAGAUGUGGACUGCCUCUCCAAGCCUUGAUGGCUACUGUUCGUUACAUCGGCAUUGGCGGUGCUCCAAUCGACGCGGCCGCCAUGAGGCAGAUGCGAUCAUAUCUCGACCCCACGGCCACGGUUACGCCAGUCUGGGGCAUGACAGAGUUUGGUCCCGCCGUACUUUUCCGUCACGGCGAGUUCGACGAUACGGGCUCUAUUGGACGGCUCAUGGAUGACUAUGAGAUGAAAUUGGUCGACGACGAGGGUAUACAUGUCACGGAAGACGGACAGCCUGGCGAGCUUCUGAUUCGCUCGCGAGCCAUCAUGAGCGGGUAUCUUGGCAUUCCCAUGUGCAACGAGGACGGCUGGUUCCCUACUGGUGAUAUUGCCCAGGUACAGCAGGAGAAGAUCUACAUUGUUGGUAGAUCAAAGGAGUUGAUCAAAGUCAAGGGAUGGCAAGUUGCCCCGGCCGAGAUUGAGGCCAUCAUCAUUCAACAUCCAGACGUCUCGGAUUGCGCCGUUGUCGGUGUGAUAUCCGACGACGGGGUGACCGAGGUCCCUCGAGCCUACGUGGUACGAAGAAGCUCUGAGCGAGAACCGGGCCUGGGACAGGAAAUCUAUGAUCUGGUGCGGGGCCGCCUUGUGAGCUACAAGAAGCUGUCCGGGGGUGUCAUGUUUGUUGAGAGUAUACCCCGGACGCCCAGCGGGAAGGUCCAGCGAUUCAAGCUGCUGCAGAACACCAGCGCCAGCGCCAGCAGCACCAGUACCAGCAUUCACCAACCACCGAGCCAGACUAGUUCACAGAAGCCAUCCUUGUACAGGACCGUGCGCAAGUCGGUUUCCAAGAUGGGGAAGAAGCUAUCCACAGUCGCGAGCCGAGCUGGCAGGUCACUCAGUGGCCCUGCUUCGGCUACAUGGUUGAGGGCCUCCAAAGUGCUUGCAUCAAGUAGGAUACAGGAUGUCUGA
Molecule: messenger RNA, 1821 nt
Organism: Pestalotiopsis fici W106-1
Lineage: Eukaryota; Fungi; Ascomycota; Sordariomycetes; Amphisphaeriales; Sporocadaceae
Exons: 3
Coding region: 1-1821 (606 amino acids)
Biological process (GO): secondary metabolic process
Molecular function (GO): CoA-ligase activity
Source: RefSeq, a predicted model, not a curated record